Messenger RNA from Nyctereutes procyonoides (raccoon dog), 6218 nucleotides. It is a transcript of the gene SUGP2, whose product is annotated as SURP and G-patch domain containing 2. NCBI's taxonomy places the organism in Eukaryota, Metazoa, Chordata, Mammalia, Carnivora, Canidae. The coding region runs from base 147 to 3434 and encodes 1095 amino acids. Gene Ontology annotation, cellular component: nucleoplasm. Gene Ontology annotation, molecular function: RNA binding. Gene Ontology annotation, biological process: RNA processing. The transcript has 10 exons. The record is from RefSeq and is a predicted model, not a curated record.
GGGAUCCCGGGUCCCCGCGAUGACGCCGCGAGCUCGGCCCUCCGGCUGCGCGUCGGCCGCGUCCGGGUCGGUUCGGCCUCGGGGGCGGUCUUCGGCCUCCCAGGCCCGACGCCCACUCUUCGUUCUCGGAGGCCGGUCAGAGAAACAUGGCAGCUAGGCGAAUUGCACAGGAGACUUUUGAUGCUGUAUUGCAAGAAAAAGCUAACCGAUAUCACAUGGACCCCAGUGGUGAGGCCGUAGGUGAAGCUCUUCAGUUUAAAGCUCAAGAUCUUCUAAGGACAGUCCCAAGAGCAAGAGCAGAUAUGUAUGAUGACAUUCCUAGUGACAGCAGAUACACUCUGGCUGGAUCUGUAGCCCACCCUCGAGACACUGGGAGAGAAAGCUUAAGAGGUGAUGUGUUUCCAGGACCUUCUUUCAGAUCAAGCAAUCCUUCUGUAAGUGAAGACAACUACUUUCGCAAAGAGUGUGGCCGGGAUCUGGAAUUUUCCCACCCUGAUUCCCGAGACCAAGUUUUUGGCCACCGGAAAUUGGGACAUUUCCGUUCUCAGGAUUGGAAAUUUGCACUCCGUGGCUCUUGGGAACAAGACUUUGGCCACCCCGUUUCUCAAGAAUCCCCUUGGUCACAGGAGUAUAAUUUUGGUCCUUCUGCACUGCUUGGGGACUUUGGUUCCUCUAGGCUGAUUGAGAAAGAGUGUUUGGAGAAAGAAAGUCGGGAUUACGACGUGGACCGUCCAGGGGAGACAGACUCUGUGCUCAGGGGCAGUGGCCAAGUCCAGGGCAGAGGCCGAGGUCUAAACAUCGUUGACCAGGAAGGGGCCCUUUUAGGAAAGGGAGAGACUCAGGGCCUGCUCCCAUCUAAAGGGGGAGUUGGGAAACUUGUCACACUAAGAAGUGUGAGCACGAAGAAGGUACCCACUGUAAAUCGUAUUACUCCCAAAACUCAGGGCACCAACCAAAUCCAGAAAACCACCUCAAGUCCUGAUGUGACCCUGGGGACAAACCCAGGAACAGAAGAUAUCCAGUUUCCCACUCAGAUCCCUUUGGGGCUCAAUCUGAAGGAUAUUCGGCUUCCCAGAAGAAAGAUGAGCUUCGACCUCAUAGAUAAGUCUGAUGUUUUUUCAAGAUUUGGGAUAGAAAUAAUCAAAUGGGCAGGAUUCCACACCAUAAAAGAUGAUGUUAAAUUUUCCCAGCUUUUCCAGACUCUCUUUGAACUCGAAACCGAAACCUGUGCUAAAAUGCUCGCUUCAUUCAAAUGCUCCUUAAAACCAGAGCACAGAGAUUUUUGCUUUUUUACGAUCAAAUUUUUAAAGCACUCUGCUUUGAAAACACCCAGAGUUGAUAAUGAGUUUUUAAACAUGCUUUUAGACAAAGGUGCUGUGAAGACCAAAAAUUGCUUUUUUGAAAUCAUAAAGCCUUUUGACAAGUACAUAAUGAGGCUUCAAGACCGCCUUCUGAAGAGUGUCACACCCCUGCUCAUGGCUUGCAAUGCCUAUGAGCUGAGUGUCAAGAUGAAAACCCUCAGUAACCCCCUGGACUUGGCUGUUGCCCUGGAGACCACCAAUUCUCUCUGCCGGAAGUCUUUAGCCCUUUUGGGACAGACUUUCUCCUUGGCCUCUUCUUUCCGGCAAGAGAAAAUCUUAGAAGCUGUUGGCCUCCAAGAUAUAGCUCCCUCUCCUGCCGCAUUUCCAAAUUUUGAGGACUCUACUCUGUUUGGGAGAGAAUACAUUGAUCACCUGAAGGCCUGGCUGGUCACCAGUGGGUGUCCACUUCAGGUCAAGAAAACUGAACCUGAACCUACCCAAGAUGAGGAGAAAGUUGUUCCUCCUACCAAACUCGAAGUUCAGGCCAAGUCUCCGAGUGGUCUCAGUGAUGCUGUCCCCCAGCGAGCGGAUCACAAGGUGGUGGACACCAUCGAUCAGCUGGUCACUCGUAUUGUCGGAGGCAGCCUAUCUCCCAAAGAGAGAGCUCUUCUCAAGGAGGACCCUGCUUACUGGUUUUUGUCUGAUGACAGUAGUCUGGAAUAUAAAUACUACAAAUUGAAGCUGGCAGAAAUGCAGCGGGUGAGCCACACCUUGCCAGGAGCAGAUCAAAAGCCAACAGCAGCAGAGUGUGCGGUCCGGGCCAUGCUGUAUGCUCGGACAAUCCGGAGCCUCAAGAAGAGGCUCCUCCCAGGCCGCCGGCGGGGGCUGCUCCGCACUCAAGGGCUUCGGGGCUGGAAGGUGAGGAAAGCAACCACUGGGACCCAGACCCUCCUCUCCUCAGGCACCAGACUGAAACACCAUGGCCGGCAGGCUCCAGGUUCAUUGCAGAGAAAGCUGUCCCAGCCAGAUGGAAAUGAUACUGUUAAGGACUGCCCACCUGACCCAGUUGGACCCUCUCUUGGGGACCCCAGCCCAGAAGUCUCGGGCCUAUCCCCCAAGCCAGCAGGAGUGGAAGUCUCUGAAGCUCCUCAAUCCUCCUCUCCCUGCCCAUCUGCUGACGUUGACAUGAAGACAAUGGAGACUGCAGAGAAACUGGCCAGAUUUGUUGCUCAGGUGGGACCAGAGAUUGAACAAUUCAGCAUAGAAAACAGUACCGACAACCCUGACUUGUGGUUUCUCCAUGACCAAAAUAGUUCAGCCUUCAAAUUCUAUCGAAAGAAAGUAUUUGAACUAUGCCCAUCAAUUUGUUUCUCAUCAUCUCCACUGAACCUCCACACCAGUGAGAGCGCUGAUUCUCAAGAGAGCCCCCUUGAUCCCAUGGAAGGGGAAGGAGAGUUUGAAGAUGAGCCCCCUCAGCAUGAGGCUGAGUUGGAAAGCCCAGAGGUGAUGCCUGAGGAGGAUGAUGAAGACGAGGAAGAUGAGGAUGAGGAUGAGGAGGGGACCGAAGAGGCCUCCACUCCUAGAGGGGCCUCCAGGCAACCAGGAGGGGCUGCCAAGUCCGAGGGCUAUGAGGGCAGUCCCCCCCCUGAUGGCCUCCCAAGCGAGGCAGCCGAAGAUGGCCCAGCAGGUGCACCUGCCCUAUCACAGGCCACCUCAGGGGCCUGCUUCCCUCGGAAGAGGGUCAGUAGCAAGUCCUUGAAGGUUGGCAUGAUUCCGGCUCCAAAGAGGCUGUGUCUCAUCCAGGAACCCAAAGUUCAUGAACCAGUUCGAAUUGCCUAUGACAGACCUCGGGGUCGUCCCGUGUCCAAAAAGAAGAAACCCAAGGAUUUUGAUUUCGCCCAGCAGAAGCUGACCGACAAGAACCUGGGGUUCCAGAUGCUGCAGAAGAUGGGCUGGAAGGAGGGCCACGGCCUGGGCUCCUGUGGGAAGGGCAUCAGGGAGCCCGUCAGCGUGGGAACUGCAUCGGAAGGGGAGGGGUUAGGUGCUGACGGGCAGGAGCACAAGGAAGACACAUUUGACGUGUUCCGUCAGAGGAUGAUGCAGAUGUACAGACACAAACGGGCCAACAAAUAGGUAUGUGUGUGAGCUAGUGCAUGGGGCAUUCUGCCUAAGCUGAUGUGCUGGUAUGUAGAGAUGAUUUCUCCAGAAAAGUCAGUUUCAUUCCCCAAAAACCAAACACAGAACCACAUGCACACGUGCACACAUACACACACACAAAUGAAAAAAUUCUAUGAAGGCAACAGGGAGUGUUUGAAUGUGGAUGUGUCCCACCUUUCACCUUCCAGGUUUGGUUGAAGGAACGAGUCCUGUGCUUGAAGGUGGCUGCAUAGCUGUGUCAGCCCGACAGCGGGCCUUGGUACAGGGCUCCUGGGCUCAACUUCACGUGGCUGUCCUGGGGAGAGAAACCACCCCAGGAGUGGCCCUGCUGUCCUGCAAGUGUGAGGGUGAUCUGGAAGCCAGCGCCACACAGGCCAGCUGCUUUGCCACAUCCCUUUCUAGGCAUCUUCAAAUCCUUUUCCUUCUCAAGGGCCUUGGGCCCAUGUAAACAUCCCCUUCUUUCUCCUUUCUUUUUGGUUGCCUUCCCCACCCGUAAUUUCCAACUCAGUUUUGAACAAAAUCGUUCUCUUCCUGAAUAGAUGAAACCAUUGGUGAGAAAAAUAAGGCUUGAAGCAGCAAUUACUCUUAAAGCGCCACCUCUGCCCCGGAUCUACCCUGGAGCCAGUGCCCAAGUAGGUUUGGUGUGUACACAAGAAACAAGCGUCUCUGCAGUUCUGGUGUGGAGGUUCCGCUGGCUUUUCUUCUUUCUAAAGGAAUAAAGAAUGCACCAUUUCCAAUCUGCUUUGCCUUUCUCCCCACUCUUCAAAUGCUUGUGGCAGCCAGUCCUCUGCAAGUCUUUCCUGGUUCCCCCUCAGAAGGUGGGCGCCCUGUUAGUGCUCAGGAACCGACUCUUGUCAGGUUUCCAGUCCCAGGGAACCUUGCUCUCCACAGGUGCUUUGUUAGCAAACUUGAUACCAAAAUGAUGACAGACUGGCUUUUCAUCGUUUCAAGACUGUAAAUGGGGGAUGUAAUUCCAUAUUAGUGAAGUCCGCUCUGUUACCACAGCUUGCGAGUUGGAGCUUGGGAGCUCUUUGGACAAGUGGAGAUUCUUGAUUCCAUGAAUGUGUUAUUUAUGGAGUCUUGACUCUUAAAUGCAUCUCAAGAGAUGUAAUGAAGUUUAGCGACAGUAUAAUAGCGCUGUAUUUGGUGGGGAGUAAUCAUUAUGUUGAUGAAACUUCCCUCAAUUCACAUAUCUCUCUAGAAUCCACAAAUUCCUGUUUGCUUUUUUUAAAACACAUAUGGAGUCUCUUCUACCAGGGAAUGGAGUUAUAAACUCUUCAAGAAGCUUCAUUUCUGGCAUGCGCGGCAGAGUGUAAAGAAUUGUGUUAUCAGGGCCUUUGUACAGAACAGAAAGCGUCCUCUUGGGGUGGGCUCGCAGCUGCUUGCUAUUUCUAGCGUGUGAUUGCCGCCCUUCCAUCUUCUCCUGGCGCUCUCUCCUUGCAGCUACGUGCGACGUUCUCAGGCUGUGGGGAUCUCAAGCCUUCCUCAUAAAGCAGCAGUGUUGAAGUUUUAAAUAUGUGCUCAGAUCUGGGAAACUUGGGAUCGGAUCCUGCUGACACUGCAAGCUUUGGGGGGCACAGAAGUGAGUUACCAUGUUGGCCAGUCUUUGCUUUCUUAAAGCCACAGGCCCUGACUAUAGUCUCAGCCUCCUCUGGCUCUGUCUUGUGGAGCCCACACCCACCAUCACAGGCCUGUGCUGUCUCUCUUCAUGUCAGGUGGAGCCUCCAGGCUCUGCUUACUUCUAGCUGCUUCUGUUGCAUGGGCAACCAGCAGAUCUUUAUGCCCAGGGAGAUGAUGGAGGUGCCUCCGCAAAGUUUAAGCAGACUGCAGGGGUGGUGUGGUUUAGGGGAACCAUAGCUAUGGGGAAUCAUCUCCUUUCUUUCCUAAUCCUUCCAGUAGCCUUCCUUUUUGGCUGUGGGUUGGGCACCUGGAUGGAAAUCUGAGAACAGGACCUUGGUCUUCUCUGGCCUUUCACAGAGUGCCCAUUGGCCCUGAGUAAGGCAUGUAUGUAUUCCCUGAAUAGGUUCUAGCUCUUUCUCUGUGGCGUAGAUAGCUCUGACCAUCAUAUUCACUUUGUGCUAGUAUAUUCGUUCUUGGCUCUCUCCGCUUUUAUUUAUAAGUAAAGUGCUUUAGGAAUUCCCAGGGUAUAAGCCCUGUCCCCACAGCCUCCUGCCACUCUUCCUCCUGGGGACAUCCCGCUUUGAGCUGGCCCUGUGAGCCUUUGGCAAACGUCAAAGGGAACACCUACUUCUUGAUCCUGGAAAGUCCUCUGAGCACUCAGGUGAUGCUUUUCCUGUGGGUUUGACAUCAUGGGAACUGGCGGGGGGAGCCUGGUGUUGUGUCAUUGUGCCAGCUGUUGGCUAGGGACCAGUGCGCACAGGCCCUCUGCGCUCUCCCUUGCUCUCUCUGGCAAAGCUGCUCGCAGGGAAUGUGCGUACAAGCGCGAUGUGUGGUUGCAUAGCCUUGUCGAAGUCACAGUAUCUUUUCUGUCAUUCUAGUUCCAGGGUCUCUUCCAUGAGGACGACAGGCAUCCGGAAAGUGCUAACUCGCCACUUUGGGUGCUUACUGUCUCUGGCUUGUUUCCAUCACUGGAAAUCAUAUAGAGAAUUUUAGCAUUUUUGGUCCUUGGUAAAACCUAGAAGACAUUUGUGAUGUUACAAAAUGGAAGUUUUUGGUUUUUUUUUCUUUUUUUUUUUAAUCUAAGAAGUUGUGAAUGUUGUUAAUCAUUUAGCAGUUGCAAUAAAUGUAGAGGAAACCCAA